CCCGGCGGCGGGGCGGGCGGAGCCGGGGCCGCAGCCGCAGCCGCGGCCGAGCCCAGCGCAGCGCAGCGGGACAUGGAGGCCGCUCCGGCGGAGCAGGGAACCCCCGCGCCGCUACCGCCGCCGCCGCCGCUGCUGCCGGAGAAGAAGAAGAAGCCGCAGCGGGCACCGUCUCCCGCCCGCCCCAAGGAGGUGCCCGGCUGGUCGCUGGCCAAGAGCCGCCGCGGCGGGGGACACCCGGGCGCGGCCCCGCGGCUGGCGGCGGGCAGCGCGCACCCGCGGCGGGCGGGCGGGGGCAAGGAGGGGCGCCCCGAGAAGCGGACGGUGGCGGCGGCCCGGGCCGGCGGCAAGGGGCCGGUGGGGCGCGGUGCGGCUCGGGCGAAGGGGCGCUGCCGCGGGGCGGAGACGGCGGCGAGCGGGGUGCGGCGGCCGGGACCGGCAGCGGGGUCGGCGGCCGGGCCGGUGCCAGGGGCCAGCCUGACCGACAGCAGCUCGGAGGUGUCGGACUGCAGCGCCUCGGAGGAGGCGAAGCUGCUGUCGCUGGAGCUGGGGCUCAGCGGCAGCGACGGCGAGUCCCCGGGCAGCGCCCCGCCGCCGCCGCCCUCGACCGGCGAGGCCUCACCGCUGCCCGAGGAGCCCUCGGCCGCCUCCAUGGCCAGCAGCCGCCUGCAGCUCAGCACCUCGCUCGCCUUCUCCGACCUCACCGAGGAGCUGCUGGAUGCCGGCACCGACGGGCUGCUCCGCGAGCUGGAGGACCUGCGCUCUGAGAACGACUAUCUCAAGGAUGAGAUCGAGGAGCUGCGCGCUGAGAUGCUGGAGAUGAGGGACGUCUACAUGGAGGAGGAUGUCUACCAGCUGCAGGAGCUCCGGCAGCAGCUGGACCAGGCCAGCAAGACCUGCCGCAUCCUGCAGUACCGGCUGCGCAAGGCCGAGCGCCGCAGCCUGCGCGUGGCACAGACGGGCCAGGUGGACAGCGAGCUCAUCCACAGCCUCGAGCAGGACGUCAAGGUGGCCAAGGAUGUCUCUGUGCGGCUCCACAAUGAGCUGGAGGUGGUGGAGAAGAAGAGGAUCAGGCUGGAGGAGGAGAACGAGGACCUACGCCAGCGGCUCAUUGAGACGGAGCUGGCCAAGCAGGUGGUGCAGAAUGAGAUGGACAAACUCCGAGAGAAUUCCCUGAAGAAGCGGGGGUCUCGCUCCAUCGGGAAGACCGAGAAGAAGCCGUCAGUGCAGGAGGACAGCGCGGACCUGAAGUGCCAGCUGCAUUUCGCCAAGGAGGAGUCAGCCCUGAUGUGCAAGAAGCUGACCAAGCUGGCCAAGGAGAACGAUGGCAUGAAGGAGGAACUGCUGAAGUACAGGUCCUUGUACGGAGACCUCGACAGCUCCCUCUCCGUGGAGGAGCUGGCUGACUCUCCCCACUCCCGGGAGGCCGAGCUGAAGGUCCAUCUCAAGCUGGUGGAGGAGGAAGCCAACAUCCUCAGCCGGAGGAUAGUGGAGCUGGAGGUGGAAAACCGUGGGCUGCGGGCAGAGAUGGAUGACAUGAAAGGCCAGGGGGACAGAGAGCUGCCGGGGCAGGACACACGGUUCCUGGCAGGCAUCUCGGGCUGUGGGGACGCAGGGGACACGGUGGCGGAGCUGCGCCGGCACCUGCAGUUCGUGGAGGAAGAGGCCGAGCUGCUGAGGCGCUCGCUGCUGGAGCUGGAGGACCAGAACAAGCUCCUGCUGAACGAGCUGUCCAAGUACAAGUCAGACCACGAGCUGGACGUGACGCUGUCAGAGGACAGCUGUUCGGUGGUCAGCGAGCCCUCGCAGGAGGAGCUGGCCACGGCCAAGGUGCAGAUCAGCGAGCUGAGCGGCAAGGUGAAGAAGCUGCAGUAUGAGAACCGCGUGCUGCUCUCCAACCUCCAGCGCUGCGACCUGGCCUCCUGCCAGACCACCCGGCCCAUGCUGGAGACUGACGCCGAGGCUGGCGACUCGGCACAGUGUGUCCCCACCACCGGCUGGAGAGGCGGGAUGGGCAGCAGCGAAGCCGACGGGCAGGACAGGGUGCCUGGAGGUGGGAAGGUGCCCGAUGGUCCCACCAAGCUUCUCAAGGCCAAGGACUGGGAGACCUUGCUAGGCAUCCGGGACCAGGCGGCGCUUGUCAGCAAAGCGAUUGACGUCUUGAUUUCGGAUGCCAAUGGCUUCAGCUCCGGCCUGAAGGCGUGCUUGGACAACGAGUGUGUGGGGACACUGCUGGGCGAGGCGGUGGGUAGCAGUGGCGAGGGCCCCAGCGAUGCCAAGCUGAUGAACGUGCUUCUCAUGCGGCUGGGUGUGCUGCAGCAGGACCUGGGCUGCUUCACCAGGAAGGUGGACAACCUCACCAGUGGCCUCAAGGAGCACAUGGACUCUUUCCCCUUUCCCAGCCCUGGCAGCCAUGACACCACCAAAGAGGGGCUGCAGAAGGAAAAUGCCUCCGACUUCCAGCAGCCUGAUUUUAGGGACGCCGACCCUUACCGCAUCCCCCACGCCAAGGACACGGACACUGUGCAGCCCCGGAGCUACAAAACCUGCCGGCCAGAGGAGAAUGACUCCUACGCCACCGAGAUGAAGGAGCUGCAGCUGGUGCUGUCAGAGGCCAAUGAGAGCCUGCGGGGACUGCAGGAGCAGCUCUCCCAGGAGAGGCAGCUGAGGAAGGACGAGGUGGACAACUUCUCGCAGAAGAUCUGCCAGCUGAAGGAGGAUCACCAGAAAGCGCUGCUGCGGCGGGAGUUCGAGCUGCAGAGCCUGAACCUGCAGAGGCGGCUGGAGCAGAAGUUCUGGAGCCAGGAGAAGAACCUGCUGGUGCAGGAGUCACAGCAGUUCAGGCAGAGCUUCCUCCUGCUCUUCAUGAAGCUUAAGUGGUUCCUCAAGCGCUGGCGCCAGGGCAAGAUGGUGCACAGCGAGGGCGAGGACUUUUUGGAGGUGAACAGCAUGAAGGAGCUGUACCUGCUGCUGGAGGAGGAGGAGCUCGCCCCCCAGCAGCAGGCAGACAACAAGACGUGCAGCAGGGACACCUGGACCCCCAACACGCAGCCCAACGAGUGCAUCAAGACACUGGCGGACAUGAAGGUGACCCUGAAGGAGCUGUGCACGGAGCUGCGGGAGGAGCGGCGCGGUGCCAGCGAGCUGCAGCAGCAGUUCACCAAAGCCAAGGCCGCCUGGGAGAUGGAGCGUGCCGAGCUCAAGUGCCACAUCGCCCAGCUGGAGUCAAAGGCGGGCAAAGGGAUCACGGAGCGUGCGCUGCCGGACUGGAAGGUGGCAUUGAAGAGGGAGCGUGAGGAGCACCAGCAUCUUCUAGCGGAGUCCUACAGUGCUGUCAUGGACCUCACCAAGCAGCUGCAGAUCAGUGAGAAGAACUGGAACCAGGAGAAGGUGGAGCUGCUGGCCCGCUUCAAGGAGGAGCAGCAGCAGGCAGAGCAGCAAGCAAAGGACCUGCAGAACAAAAUCAACCAGUUGCAGAAGGGAGCCAGCCCAUGGGCAUUGAAGCACUCUGAAAUGGAGAAGCAUGGCAGCAACUGGAAAGAGGCUCUCAAUGAAAAAAUCACAGACAAAGAGACAAUCUCUGAAGCAGAAGCCAAGGGAACCAACCUCAAAAGGACCAAGUCCGUUUCCUCCAUGUCAGAGUUUGAAAGCUUGCUUGACUGUUCUCCCUACCUCCCUGGAAAGACCACGCCGGGGCUGGGUGACCAUUCUCGGGGCAAAAAAGCGUCUGCAGCCGCCCAGCUGCUGCCCAACGGGAUCCGGGACAGCGCCGACAUUCUUCCCUCAAACUGUACAUAUGUGAAUAUUGAGCAACCUGGCCCCGACAGCUUGGCCAAGGAGAAGCUGGGCAUCUCCUCCUGGGACUACUCACGAGCAAGCAGCCUCUCCGGCCAUGAUCCAGCACAGAAACAAAUGCAGAGGAGCUACACGGCGCCUGACAAGACGGGGAUCCGCAUCUACUACAGCCCGCCGGUGGUGCGGCGGCUGGAGGCACCUCUGGUGCACAACAAGGAGGGGAAGAUCAUGAUCGAACCCGGUUUCUUGUUCACCAUGGCCAAACCGAAGGAGCCGGAGGAGUCAGCCAGUGCCGAGAGCACCUAUAGCCAGUGGCUGUGCAACUUCUCCAAACAGCAGCGGGAGCUCCUGGAUGGUGGGACGGUGGAGAGCGCGGUGCCAGCGGUGCCCCGCUUCCCCUCCUCACUGCACGACCUGGAGAUCUCCGGCAACAUGAGUGAUGACAUGAAGGAGAUCACCAACUGCGUGCGGCAGGCCAUCCGCUCCAGCUCGCUGGAGAGGAAGGUGAAAAGCACCUCCAGCCAGACGGUGGGGCUGGCCCACGUGGGGACACAGACCAUCCAGACGGUGAGCGUGGGUCUGCAGACUGACCUGCCGCGUGGCAGUGGCGUGCAUGGCAAGAGCUGGUCCCCGCGCAGCUCCUCCCUCGUCUCCGUGCGCAGCAAGCAGAUCUCCUCCUCCCUGGAUAAGGUCCAUUCCAGGAUCGAACGGCCGUGCUGCUCCCCAAAAUACGGCUCUCCGAAGCUCCAGAGGCGGUCUUCCUCCAAGCUGGAUGCCUCCAAGGACAGGAGCCUCUGGAACCUGCACCAGAGCAAGCAGAAUGGCUCCGCGUGGGCCCGCUCCACCACCACCCGCGACAGCCCUGUCCUCAGCAACAUCAACGACGGCUUGUCCAGCUUGUUCAGCGUGGUGGAGCACGGCGGCAGCACCGAGUCCAUCUGGAAACCAGGGUGCCCUGAAAGUGGCCGGGCCAAGCCUGAAGCACCCAAGUACGGCCUCGUGCAGGAGUUCUUCAGGAACGUCUGCGGGCGGGCACAGAGCCCCACAGCCCCCCCAGAGAAGAAGGAGGCUGCUGGGGAGGAGGGCGGCAGGAGAGCUGAGCACCCCAGCCUGGCCACCCACCACCCAUCCGAAAAUAUCUCCCGCGUCUUGAACAAGAAAGUCCUCAAGCAGAGCAGCUGCGAGGACCCCAAGCCCUCAUCCCCUGGCCAAGGGAGUAAGGACACAGCCCUGCGGGACCCCGACCUCAUCUCGGCCAUGGCCAGCGAGGACAUGGCGUGUGACUGCAGCUCCCAGUCCCUCACCUCCUGCUUCGCCCGGCCGUCCCGCUCCGCCAUCCGCCAUUCCCCCUCCAAGUGCAAACUGCACCCCGCGGACCCCCCCAGGGCGGAGGAGAAGCCGGGGGGCUUGACCUGCAAUGUAAAACCAAGUGCUUUUUAAAAAUACCGAAAUGAGCUACAUUGGAGAUGCACCAAUUGGAUUAAGAGAUUGUGGGCUGGGAGGCUGCAGCGUGGCCGGCGGUCUGCACCACACGUCCCUGGGUCACCACCAGAAAAAGCCUUAUCUGGGGAGGGAGGAGGCAGCAGCCACAGCCCCCGCAGCGGUGCAGAGCUCCUGGGGCUGGGGGCUGCGUCCCAGCCCCACACAGAGCAGCGGUGGUUCCUCUGUGCAGGCCCAGGAGAGAACAGCAAUUUCAGAAGCAACUGCCUGACCUAUUUUCGAGCUGUCUGCCAUAGGGGCCAGGCAGGGAUUCACCCACAUGGAGCUGCCUACAGGUGCCCGCACCUCCUGCGCUCUGUGCGUGGCUCUGGGGCUCUGUACGUUGCUCCAGGACCUCUGUGCAUUGCUCUGGGGCUCUAUACAUUGCUCCAGACGCUCUGUGUAUUGCUGUGGGGCUCUGUACACCGCUCCAGGGCCUCUGUGCGUUGCCGAGUCCAUGUACACUGCUCCAGGGGCUCUGUAUGCUUCUCCAGGACCUCUGUGCAUUGCUCUGGGGCUCUAUACAUUUCUUCAGGGGCUCUGUGCAUUGCUCUGGGGCUUCAUACACUGUCCCGGGGUCUCUGCGUGUUGCUGUCAUCUUGCAGCUUCACGUAAAAGCUGCUCCUGCUGCGGAAGCUGCUGCCCCCUCCCGUCCAGCCGCACGCUGCCCGCAGCAGGCAGCUGCAUCACUGCCACGUCGCAGCCUCCGUCAGCAUCUCUGCAACAGCCGCUCACUGCCUGUGUCUCCGGACACACCAGCAUCAACCAGGGCCCAGCAGGCCCAGCACCGAUGGCCUUUUGCUCCUGCGGCGCCUGUCCUGCCCCACGGGGACCCCGGUCACCCAGGUGUGGGACACGCGGGGCCGGCGCUGCCCACCCUCACCAGCAGCCGGGGCCGGGUGGCAUCCCUGCCUGCCACCGAGAGCGGGGUCCCUGCACCCCGGCAGGCACAGCGCUGCCCUGGGCAACCUCCUGCUGUACAUAGAUCCUUUCGGAGUGGUUUUUUGCAUUUUCAUUGAUAAAGAGGGGUUUUGUUUUUGUUUUUAGGGUUUUUUUCUUAAUUAUUAUUUUUAAAGACUCUCUACUUUUGGAAUGUGGUUUCUCAUUUUUACAACUGCCUUCUAAUUAUUUGUAAUAUUGGUCAGUUCUGUCUUAUUCUGUAAAUAGUGGUGCUGGGCAUUACCCGUGGGGGCAGGGGAUUCACACAGGCGAUGGGGAAAACUUCUGGAGGUGUGGAGGUGGCUGAUUCCGCCCCAGCCCCCACGCAGCCUCUGGCUCCCAUCCUCCCCCCGACAAGUCCAAGGCACUUUGGGCAAAGCCACGCUUACCCCUGCCCUGUCCUCCUGCUUCAUCUCGCCAGCCCAGGCCAAAGUCACAUGAAGGGCACCUUCUGCCCUGACGAUGGGCCCCAUGCUGUCCCCCCCGCACCAUGCCUGCUUGCCAUGUGAUGAAUAAAGGCCCUGCAACCCCUCACCCGUGCCCUUGGUUCUGCCUUCCUGGGCUGCGGCAGAGGGACAAUGAUAUCUGUCCUGUCUGGGGAACUGGUGUGGGGUGGCUGCGACACCCGUGGGUGGGGAGAUGCAUCUAGAUUCUGUCCCUGCUGUCCUGCCAGCUGCCCAGUUCACACAUGGUAUCUGAUCCUCUCUCCCCAAUGCGGUCCCUGUGUGCUGACCCCAGCUGUGCCACGCCACCACGGCUCCCUGUCAUCACCCAUGGGUCCUCCAUGGCUGUCAGCCCACACUGGGUUCCUCUUGGCUCCACGUUAUUCUUGUGAUGAUGCUGGUGCUUCUCACGCCUCCCCCUUCCCAUCCUGUCCCGCUCACCCCAGCCUGCACGCAGACCCCACACACCCUUUCCCAUCGCUGCUUCUGGCUUCUUGCCCUUGUGCCCCUCAUCACCUGCAGAUCCCAGCCUCCUCCAGGCUCACUGCAUUAAACUGUCCCUCCCUGAGGUCCUUCAUCACCCACCAUGACCGACCCCUCCUUUAUUUUUCCUUUAUUUUUCAUCCUUUAUCUUCUCCCCAUCUUUCUUCAUCCUCUUCUACCUUCUCCUAUUUCCUUAUCCCCCUCAUCCACCUCCACUUCCCCCAACUUAAGAGCCAUCCUCACUUCCCACCAUUGCCCUGUCCAACAUUCCCAUCAUGCCCAGUCCUGCCCCCUCUUCAUUACCUUCUCUAUUUCCAAUCCCCUUUAUGCUCUUCUGUUUCCCACUGUGUCCUCCUCUGUCCUCCCCUAUGUCCCACUAUUCUUCCCUCCUCUUCUUCCUCCACCUCAAUCUCCCAUUGCCUCCUUGUUCUUCACCAUCUCCUGAUCUCCCAUCUUCUUUUACCACCCAUCAUUUUGCCAUCUUCAUCCUCUUCUACCUCCUACUCUCCCCCAUCCCUCCUCAUUCCUCAUACUGUUGGGGAUGGGACAUAGGGCGAGGUUAGAUGGAGAACCAACCUCCCACCCCAUCCCUACUACUCAAGGCAAUUUCAUAGUACAGGUAAUGGCCACGGCUUGCAGGCUGGGAGGUUCAUCGUGGACAUCAGGAAACACUUCUCCCUAGGGCUGGUGCAGCUGGAGCUGCUCACUGGGGAAGUGGGAGGAUCUCUGUGUUUGGAAGGUUUCAAAAUUCAGCCAGCCAAAGUCACCAGUGUCUUCAUUUAGCAUUAGCAAUAAGCCUUUUGGAACAGGGAGCUUGACCAGAGCCCCCUUGGGAUCCCUUGAAACACACAAAUGUCUGGGAGACUUCUCCAAGCAGAGGAGAAUUUCCAAGAGGGGCAAGAAAGGCCAGUCAUGGCUUUGAAUGCAGUGCUUGGGAUGCUGCAGGACGUGAAGAACCAUCCCUGCCACUUUCAGCUGAUCCAUGGUGCUCAAGCAGGACCACCCCAUGCUGCUUGAACAGGACCAUUCUGUGCUGCUUGAGCAGACCACCCUAUGCUUCUUGAGCAGGACCACCCCAUGCUACUCGAACAGGACCAUUCUGUGCUGCUUUAGCAGACCACCCUAUGCUUCUUGAGCAGGACCACCCCAUGCUACUCCAACAGGACCAUUCCAUGCUGCUAGUGCAGAACCACACCAGGUUGCUUGAGCAGGAGCACUCUGUGCUGCUCCAGCAGGACCAUCCCACACUGUUCAAGUAGGACCACCCCAUGCCGCUCGAGCAGGACCACUCCAGGCUGCUUGAGCAGGAUCAUCCCUUAGAGCUUUAGCAGUACCACUCCAGGCUGUUCAAACAGGACCAUCCCAGCUGCUUGAGUACCAUGGGUCAGGCCAAAGUGGCUUCCUGAGCAGACUGCCAGAUCCCAGGCCAGUGAGGUAUGAGAUGACCUCCUCAGACCCGAGAGCCAGGGACACUAGAAUCGUCUUUGUUUUCCUUCCCUGGGGCUGGGCCAUGCAGGGACACGGUCAUCCCCUUCCAACAGCCUUAUGGCUGCACUAGGACACAAGGCUGCUGGCGCUGCUGCCAAGGGGAGGACAGGUCUCUUCUCCGUACCGAGGGAGCCCCAUAUCCUGAGGGACCUGCAUGCAGGGCCUGUUCAGAGCAUCCGGUGUCACUAACGCACAAGGGCCACUCAGCAUUUGCCUUGUCAUGCUGGAGGCUCCCAGCCAUCCCAUGGAGGGGACCCUGUCCCUUCCAAGGUGAUGUGUCUGAAGGACUGUCCCACCCAGUGCAGGCAGGGACAGGGCAGCCAGUGUCUUGAGAGUGUGGGGGUGACAUUUGUAAAGCGUUCCUGGCUUGUUAAUCUGGGGGGGGGGUGGAGGGGAUUUGCUACCUGUGUUAGAAACUAGCUGAACUUACGUGUCUCCCCAAGCUGGAUUUCUUAUUCCAAACCUUCAAACUGUUGUAUAUUGUACUGGGAUUUUUACAUUGAAUUAUUGUAGAAAACAAAACUUUAAAUCAAGUCUGUUAAAAAAUAAACAUUAAAAAUCUAUAUGAAAAAAAUAAAUAAAAGCUAUCUCCAAGUCCUCUUCUUA
Molecule: messenger RNA, 9230 nt
Organism: Columba livia (rock pigeon)
Lineage: Eukaryota; Metazoa; Chordata; Aves; Columbiformes; Columbidae
Gene: MTCL2
Product: microtubule crosslinking factor 2
Exons: 16
Coding region: 73-5232 (1719 amino acids)
Biological process (GO): regulation of autophagy; insulin receptor signaling pathway
Source: RefSeq, a predicted model, not a curated record